CCAAUAUAUUGCUAACAUCUUUGACAAAAAAGAAAGUAUUUUACAGCCAAUCGUUUACCAUUUCGACAGACAAUUGGCUAAUCCGUAUUGAAUGUCUUAACAAUAAAAUCGGUCUAUACUUGCAUUUGUUGCAGUCGUACGACACAUCGGUUUCGGUUGAAUACGAUUUGUAUUAAGUGGACAACAAUAACCAAUUAUAUGGUAAACGAUAUUUUAUUGAAAUAUUUGAUAAAAUACAGGGCAAAGGUUGCGAAAAGUUUAUUAAAAAACACAAAUUGAUGGCCAAUAAGGACCAACUAUUGCCCAACAAUGCACUUACUGUAGGCGCCGACAUCACUGUCCACCACAAGAAUAAUGAUUGUAAUAGUGGUUUGAAAUUUGAUCACUUGUUUGGUGUCCGCGAUCUAUGCGAUUGUCGACUGAUUGUCGGUAAGGAUAAGAAAAAGUUUUUCGCCUCAAAACUGGUUCUCAGCGCCCGAUCGGAAGUCUUUCGUCUAAUGUUUACCACUGAUUGCUUGGAAAAGUCAACCAAUGAAGUAGUCAUCGAUGACAUCGAUAGCGAUGUCUUCAAGACGUUUCUUUGGUAUCUAUACACCGAAAAGUGUAGUCAAUUGGACUAUUGGUAUCCGAAACUGUUGAUCGUCGCCGACAAAUAUUUGGUCCAAUCGCUGAAGACUAUAUGUCUUAAUCAGUAUUACAUGAAAAUCAAUGGCGAGAAUGCAAUUAAAAUACUUAAACUGUUUCAAGAUUUUGGCGCCGAUGAAGAACUUAUGGAAAAAACUGUUGAAUUUGUUGCCAAAAAUGUCGCUUCAGUUUUGGGUAAACUAAUUAUCAAAGAUUAUGCUAUUAGAGAGGAUGUCGUAUCAAAAAUUAACGACAAAAUUAGUAAAUUGAAUGAUUAA
This is a messenger RNA of Oppia nitens, 902 nucleotides long. Its product is annotated as speckle-type POZ protein homolog. The transcript has a single exon. Gene Ontology annotation, cellular component: nucleus; cytoplasm. NCBI's taxonomy places the organism in Eukaryota, Metazoa, Arthropoda, Arachnida, Sarcoptiformes, Oppiidae. Bases 279 to 902 code for a protein of 207 amino acids. Gene Ontology annotation, molecular function: ubiquitin protein ligase binding. Gene Ontology annotation, biological process: proteasome-mediated ubiquitin-dependent protein catabolic process; regulation of proteolysis. The record is from RefSeq and is a predicted model, not a curated record.